CCCCUCCCCGGGGCUUCCGCUUCCGGUUCUGACGGACGCUCCGGCCGUAACGAUGAUCGGGGACAUCCUGUUGUUCGGGACGCUGCUGAUGAACGCCGGCGCGGUGCUCAACUUUAAGCUGAAAAGAAAGGACACGCAGGGCUUUGGGGAGGAGUCGAGGGCUCCCAGCACAGGUGACAACAUCCGGGAAUUCCUGCUGAGCCUCAGAUACUUCCGGAUCUUCAUUGCCCUGUGGAACAUCUUCAUCAUGUUCUGCAUGAUCGUGCUGUUUGGUUCCUGAGCCCCCCGAGAUGCAACCAGGAUCACCCCUUUCCAGACGUCCAUUCUCCGCUCCUCAGCUCCUGGCUACUGACUGCAAGAAAGUUUUUGGCUAGAAAACCGGCGACCUGCCCAGAACAUCCAAUCUCGUGGUGGGUGGAAAAACGUUCGCCAAGAUGCGGAUGGUUUCCCAGCCACGUUGUUUUUUUUGUUUUUGUUUCUUUCUCCUGUUUGAAAGAUGUUUUCCCUUUGGUCUCUUGAAUCGGGAUUCUAUCCACUCGAGGAGUCUUGGGAACAUCUCUACCAGCAUCUGCAUCACCCUUACAUUCCCACUAGGUGAAAGAACACGUCUUCAACCAUGUUAGCAUACUGGAACCCCUCCUCUACUGAGGUUUCAGUGCAAACCUGUUUGUGACCAUUUCUUGGCUUGUUUUUAAUCCCCGUCCUUUUGGGUAGAGUUGCAGGGAUGUCUAUCAUGUUUGUCCAGGGAUCUGAGCAGAAAGGUUGGCUUUUAAGUUUGAGGCGGCCUCUCCUUUGGACAGCGUUCGUCAGUAACGAGGACAUUCAGCACUGCCGGGUGCCAUGGUGUCAUGUCCAGGCAGGUGACCUGCCCCAGGGACGCUAACUUCCUGUUUCGACACUAAUCUGUUGGUGGGGGGGUUCGGAAGCGUGUGGGUGAAUUAUCGGUUCUCGUGGAGGAGAGGACAGAACGAUGGGCAGGGAUGGGUGAGUGCGUUAGGGGACGUUUUGUUUUGCCUUGAAGCCCUUUGCUAAAUAAAGUAAACUUUGGGGACCACCAGUUGUCCAGUUGUAAGAAUGAGAAUGGCUUACGUGGGGACAUGGGACAGCGCUCUGAAAGCUUGGGUUUCUAGGUCUGCUCUUUCAAGUUGGCAGUUUCGAGGUUGAGAAACAGUGAGCCCCACUCCCAGAAGCACGGUGAUUUCCACAGAAGCUUCUUUGAAAGGGGGUCCUGGUUUAAUUGCCAAAGCGAAACAUUGGUAAUCAGUCACCUGAAUCCCCCAAGUUUGGGAUUUGUUCGUUGUGUUUUUUGAAGUCCUGACUUGUAAAUCAAUCUGGGGUGGGCGAAAAAGGGAACUACGUGGCUUUUAGAACUAAAUAGCAUUGAAAAUAAAGCUCAUUUCUGAAAAGGA
Messenger RNA from Choloepus didactylus (southern two-toed sloth), 1409 nucleotides. RefSeq names its product small integral membrane protein 7 (gene SMIM7). The record is from RefSeq and is a predicted model, not a curated record. The transcript has 5 exons. Lineage: Eukaryota; Metazoa; Chordata; Mammalia; Pilosa; Megalonychidae. The coding region runs from base 53 to 280 and encodes 75 amino acids.